AUGGAAUUGACCAAGGAUUUCCUUGUGCAUGCUCACGAUCAAAUCGCCAAGUCGCUGCAACGGGUAGAUCCGCUGCUAUUGACGUCAGCAACGAUGGUGUCCACGUAUGCAUUGGUGAAGCUGUGGAAUAUGCACAGAGAUGAUAUAGGUAUCAAACAGCGGUUGCUCACUCGCUUCUUCACAGUCGUCAAACGGAUACCGUGGAUAAAAGCGAAAAUAGACCGAGAAAUAAGUAAAGUCAAAGAGUCGCUACAUCACACCCUUCACGAACAUGAUGGCGACUUGCCUUUUCUCAGCCAAAUUCCUACGGACGGCAUUGAAACCAGCAACCUAAUCAGACUGGUUGAGGAUUACAGUAAAUUAGGUGUGUCUACGCUGAUCGUUUUGGCUGAGUCAGACCCGUAA
This is a messenger RNA of Cooperia oncophora, 405 nucleotides long. NCBI's taxonomy places the organism in Eukaryota, Metazoa, Nematoda, Chromadorea, Rhabditida, Trichostrongylidae. The record is from the annotation of a GenBank genome assembly.